UGAUAAUUAUGGUUUAUUUCCACUCACAGAUUUCCAAGAGAAAGCAGGUUAAAACAGCACUGAAUUUCUCAUCUUAAUUGAUUCAUGUACAAUUUACCUCUCUUAGAAAGAAGUAAAUGGAACAUAGUCUCAGAUUUUUGUUUUCAUAUUUUAUAGCAAGUAUGAAGCUACCAGACUCCAGCAUUUACAAACCUGAAAAUUCAAUUAGGAAGACUUAUCCUGCAAAAAAUUUAGAAUUUAGUAAAAGAUUUCAUUUGAAACAGCUCUCAGUGAUCUCAUCUCUAGCUUGCCCUUACACUUUCUCACCUUGUAUGUCUUCUACAGAGCAGCUGUUUGCACCAGCCUUCCUAAUGAUGAGUUGUUAUUACUCCUUUGUUGCUUCAUUUGUUGACCAUUAAACUAAGCACCUGUAUGUCUGCACUGUGAGCCUUGAUCUGUUCUUUGCCUCAUGAUGAAGAUUCCAGAGAGAAGUUAGUGCUAAAGACACAGCUGUAGGACAUUAUGUGACUGCUUAAUAUCAAUUACACUUCGGCCACCCUGAUUUAUGUUUCCUUCGUUACUUCCAAGCAUCUCUGAAUGGUGAUGUUGUUAUUUAUAUACUAUGAGAAACAUAAUUAUAGAUAUUUCAUUGAGAAUUUUUCCAGCCAGCUUCCAGGUUUUUUAUGGUCAGAUACAGGAAUUGUGAGCAAAGCAAAGUACUCAGUGGUUAGAAUAUUUUAAAAUUAAGUAUUCAGUUUGUCUCAUCAAAUGGUUUAGUUUAAUGAACGUCAGAAAGGAAUCUAGGAGCUGUUGGACACUUCCUUCAAAGGGAGAGAUUAAUUUAAGCAUCAAUUCAGAAAAUUUCAGGGGAAUGGACACCAGUGGUAAAGAUUCUAGUGGAAAUGUUUUGUAUUUUAAUAGUUGAGGCAUUAGCCAAAAAUGCAAAAAGCCUGUGUAGAUAUUAAGUCAUCCAGCUGCACCUCGUUAGGUUAUAGAGAUAAUUUGCACUUGCAGAAGAGGAAGAAGUAAUAGUUCUAAAUUUAGUAAGUAACCUCAUUGAAGGUAAAAUUGAUCUGCUGAUUAACUUGUUUUCCUCUUCAGAUAAUGCUUUUCAUCCUUUUUUUAAAAUUGAAAUCUCUUAAAUGUUAUAUAUGGAGAGCUUUUUCAGUACAGUGUAGAACCUGUGCAUACAGUUCUUCGUGCGUUUGGAAUUACAAGUGUUUUGAGUGUUGUAACAAGUCUUCCUACUGGUGAUUUGUGAUGGCGGAGUUUGACACCAGUUGGACAACCUAUACCAGGAACAAGAUUUAUUGCAUUCAAAGUACCUUUAAAAGGGGCAAUUAACCAGAGGCUUACCCCAACCCAAAAAUUUACACCAAAAGACUUAAUUGCUGCAAUGAAAGCCCUAAACGUGGAGCUUGGAUUAAUUAUUGAUUUAACAUAUACCACACGAUACUAUGAAGUUAAGGAUUUACCUAAAAGUGUGCAGUAUAAGAAACUUUAUACUGUUGGAUUUGAGGUCCCUGAUAAUGCUACUAUCCUACAGUUCAAAAAGUGGGUCAGAAAAUUCCUUUGGGAAAAUGCAGGAAAUGAGAAACUCAUUGGCGUGCACUGUACUAAUGGAAUUAAUAGAACUGGCUACCUUAUAUGUAGGUAUCUUAUAGAUGUUGAAGGCUGGGAUCCAGAGGCAGCAAUUCAGGCUUUUGGCGAUGCCAGAGGUCAUCGCAUGGAUGGCCUUGUGUAUCUUGCAGAUCUCAGGACACAGCCCAUGCGAAGUAACCUUGGAAUGGAUGUAUGGGAUGCAGAUGAAGACAUUAUCCCACCACCACAUGCAAUGGAAGGAUCUGUAGAGCGGUUCCCAAAUGAAGAUUUUCAGGGAUCUGGGAAAAGAUUAAGAAUUUAUGAUGACCACUCUCACCAUGAUUUGCAAGGACAGAUGCAGUUGCGAGAUUUUGACUACAUUAAUAAGGGGUCUGGACAAAGACGAAGACCUUUUCAUGACCAUCAAACUCAGGAUGAAUUAAGAGCAUCAGUACAGAUGAGAAAUUGGGACUACAAUAGGGGACCAGAACAAAGACAAAGAGCCUUUACUGAUCACAAAUUUUAUGAUGAUUAUCAAGAAGACACGCAGCCGAAGGACUUAGACUUCAGUAACAAGGGACGUGGACAGAGUUCGAGACCUUUUCAUGGACAGUUUCAUGAAGAUUUGCAAGCAGAAAGACAGUUUUUUGACUUCACCAGAGGCCGGGAACAAAGGCACAGACCUUUUCCUGACCAUCCAUCUCCUAAUGAUUUGCAGGAAGACAGGCAGUCAAAGGAUUUCGAUUUUGGUGACAGGGGCCAUGGCCAGAGGCGAAAACUGUUCCACGACCACCAAUCUCGUGAUGAAUUUCAGACUCAAAUGCAGUUAAAAGAAUUGGAUUCUGCCAGCAGAGGUCCUGGUCGAAGACUGAGAUCCUUCCAUGACUACGAGUCACAUGAUGACUUGCAGACACAGAUGCAAUUGGGAGAUUUUGAAUUUGUCAAGAGGGGUCGUGCGCAGAGGUCGAGACCUUUUAAUGAUCACCAGUCUCGCAAUGACUUAAAAACAGAGAUGCAUCUGAAAGAUUAUGAUAAUAAAGGUCCUGGACAUAGGUGCAGACCUUUUCAUGACCCUCAGCCUUAUGAUAGCUUACAGGAACAGACUAAAUCAAAAGAUUUUGAUUAUGAUAAUAAAGGGCAUGGACAGAGGCCAAGACAUUUUCAUGAUCGUCCAGGUCACAAUGACUUGCCACGUGAAUGGUGUUCAGACAGAAACUUAUACUUUAAAAGAAGUCCUGUGGACAGAAAAGGAUAUGAAAUUUUAUUUAUGCCCUCAGCCAAACACAGCUACAGAAGUCAGUCGUUUUCUUCCCAUGAAAAUGUACCAGAACCUCGCUACUCCUCAUCUCCUCCACUUCACAGAGAUUAUGGGUCUGAUAAUGAUGACUUUAAUAGAAAUUACAGUAAUCGACCACAUUGUCCUGAAGACAAUAGGAGAGUGCAUCCCUCAGAGGAAUUUAAUAGAGGAAAAAACAGAUUUGCACCAUACUCUUCACGAACAAUGCACCCAUCUUCAUCCAUACACCACGAAGAUAGUUUAAUAGGCUAUGAAAGAAAGCCUUUUCAGGGUGAAACUACCAGAAGCAUGGAACAAAGUAAAAGAUUACCAGUUGUAACAAUUGAUUACAAUUAUGGUCUGCCACUAGAUUGUGGACCUGAAGAUGAAGAAAGAUCACAUUAUGAUUUACCGCCAAGAGACCACUACACCUGGAACUGAAUGGAAAGGACAGUGUUUGCUCCACUUAGAAUUGCUUUUACCCAUUUUAUUUUGUAUGUGGACCAAUUUUUUUUUAAAGCAAAUUAGUUAAAUGAAAAUUUCAGUAGUAAAGAACAGGUCUCUAUUGUAAGAUUAGCUUCUACUGAUGUUUGGUUCUUUAAAUUUAUUAGGCUGUAUUUGUUAAGUGUCGUUGGAGACAAUGUCUCUAUACACAUGGAAUUCAAGCAGUCCUUCCUUUAGUGAAAUUGCAACCCUGAAACAAACAACCCCUUAAGAUAAACAACUUUGAGUGAUUGUGUUUGUUUUUUGUUUUACAGUUCUUUAAAAUAUAUGUGGUUUCCAGAUGCAUAAUAAAACACUGCACUGUCAGGUAGACUAUCAUUGAAAUUAUAGGGAAAAUAGUUAGAAAUGAACGAAGCCAAGUUAUGUUCAGUUCAUCCUUUAAUUUGAAAACAGAAGUUUGAAUUAUUGCUACCAAUCACUGCAGCAUCACAAUUUACUUCCAUGUUAUCUGUACCACCCACUGAACUGACCUAGUUGCUUUCUUUUUCACAGCAGAAUUUUUCCCAGAUUGCUAAGAACAUGUAAGCAAGUGGAGUUUGAAUAUUCUAAAUGUCAAACCUGCUUUUCAGUAAUUGGACUAUCUCAUCCUGAUUGUGUAUUUUUUUCCUGAUCCCUUAGGUUAUCUAUGUUUCAGAAUAGCCCACUGCAGGUAAAUGUCACUGUUUCUCAGCAACAAAUCCUAAGGAAAGUAGGUCAUGUAUGUCACCUUAGCUGUCUCGACUGGCCAAGGGCACUGGUGCCUAUGUACUUACACCUCCUCACUUGUCAGGCAUAUCUGUCCUACCCCACAGUUGUGUCUUUCGCUGGUUUCUUCUCACAGAACAGAAGGCUUACUUCUUCAGGUGAGCUCCCUGUAAGAGUCUUGUGUUGAACAGUCUCCUGAACUGCCUGUGGCUCUCACAAAAGUAGUGCAACAAAUAGUAACUGAAUUCAUGCCAGCAGCUGCUCAGGAGCACCCACAGCUCCUGCUAUGGCUAAAGAAAUCAUUUCAUAGGAUGGAAAACAGUAUUACUGUAAUACUUAGGUAAAUUAAAAUAGCUACAUUUUUCAUUAUUACUACAUUUUAAUGAAGUAAUACUUUAAAAGGCAUCACAAUAAAUAAGGAUAAAGGUAGACCAUUAUAUUAAAAUAAACAAUUGAAUGCAAGCUACCUAAGUCAUACAGUUAAGACACUGCCUUAAAAGCAAAGCUUUAAAGCAUCAAGCAAGAGAGCAAGAGGGUGUAGCUAUACACUAGAAAACUGG
Molecule: messenger RNA, 4584 nt
Organism: Hirundo rustica (Barn swallow)
Lineage: Eukaryota; Metazoa; Chordata; Aves; Passeriformes; Hirundinidae
Exons: 12
Coding region: 1376-3277 (633 amino acids)
Biological process (GO): dephosphorylation
Molecular function (GO): polynucleotide 5'-phosphatase activity; protein tyrosine/serine/threonine phosphatase activity
Source: RefSeq, a predicted model, not a curated record